Lindgomyces ingoldianus is the source of this 1553-nucleotide messenger RNA. RefSeq names its product putative RTA1 domain protein. Gene Ontology annotation, cellular component: plasma membrane; fungal-type vacuole. The coding region runs from base 379 to 1404 and encodes 341 amino acids. The transcript is spliced from 2 exons. The record is from RefSeq and is a predicted model, not a curated record. Lineage: Eukaryota; Fungi; Ascomycota; Dothideomycetes; Pleosporales; Lindgomycetaceae.
GUUCGUCAAUACGAGAAUGUACAUGGGCUUCGACGGGAUAUAAACGGCGGAAUGUCUCAUGGGUAAGACGCUUCUUUUGAUGCCUUGGUAUUCUUGUCUCCACUCCACCUCGAGCAGUUUCGUUUUCUUCUUUAGAGUUGUUCACAGGUGACGAUCCGGGCAUUGCGUUCGUUGUUUGAAGGCUUCAGUCACCAUAAGCGCUGCAGUCAUACUCAACUUCAUCCUUCUUCGUAUUUGAGCUUCGCCGCCGGAUAUUAUUUGAUCCUUUAGGACAUUGUCGUCUAUUCAUUCCGGACCAGUUUCAUCAGUCUCAGAGCAUAGUACAUCUACCACCAGUCCUUCUUUCUCAAGGCUAUCCUAUCAUAGCCAACUACAAAAAUGGCGUCCAUAGCAUACGCUCUCCUCACACACGCCCUCGAUCCUCGUAGCAAGGCCAGCGACAGGAAGAACUUCCGGAAUUCGUGCACGCUAGAAACAUGUCCGCUGAGCCUUUCCUACUGGGGCUACAUACCAUCUCUCCCCGCGAACGCACUCUUCCUGGCACUUUUUGCAUUAUCGACGGUGCUGUUCAUUGGACAAGGAGUGUUAUCAAGAAGAUUCGUAGGCUUCACGAUUGCGAUGGUAUGCGGUUGCGCACUGGAGGUUAUUGGAUAUGUCGGACGGAUUGGGAGCCAUAAGAAUCCUUUCGCUGAGAACCCCUUCCUCAUCCAAAUCGUCUGCCUAACAAUCGCGCCUGCCUUCCUCGCUGCCGGAAUCUACCUCUGCCUCAGCCGAAUCGUCUUGACAUUCGGUCCGCAAAACUCCCGCAUCAAGCCCAUGAGCUACCCCCGCAUCUUCAUCCCUUGCGAUCUCGCGUCCCUAAUGCUCCAAGCAGCAGGCGGAGGCAUCGCCUCGGCAGCUAGUCACAGCGACAGAGAUCCCACCACCGGCAACAACAUCAUGAUCGCAGGUCUUUCAAUCCAGGUUGGUACACUCGCCAUCUUCAUCGCCCUCGCUCUGGACUUCUCCAUCCGCACAACUCGCCGAACACGCGGACUGGGCGCGGAGAAUGCGCUGGACCCGACGCACGCUAGGCUCCGACAAUCUUGGGCCUUUAAGGGAUUUCUCAUUGCGCUGUCUUUCGCCACGUUAUGCAUAUUCACGCGCUCUGUAUACCGUGUGGCUGAGUUGAGUGAGGGGUGGAACGGUCAUCUCAUCAAGACGCAGAAGUACUUUAUCGGGCUGGAAGGAGCGAUCGUCGGGGCUGCGGUUUUGGCUCUGAAUGCUUUCCAUCCAGGGCUUUGUUUCAGGGAAGGUUAUCAGAGGGGUGGAGGUUGCUGUGGAUGCUGUGGUGGUCGUAAGGCUGAAACUAGAGGUGAGAGUCCUCCCGUAAGCGCGGUUGAGCUUAAUGAAAGGGAGAAAUAGGGCAUUGAAUGGAAAUAUAUAGAAAAUAUAGCAUUUGGGUGGAGAUUGGGAUUUGGACGUUUGCUUCAGCAAAUUGUCUGUUCCUUCAAGCUUGUUUUACCACGCGUAGAUGUCUCUAGUAUCCCGUCGGCACAGUCAUUUUCACAAAU